UUCAGUCUUUAUACUGAGGGAAAAAAAUAUUCAUGACAUUCAUUACAGGUGAUGCAUAAGCAAUAUAGAGACACACCUGCUUCUCUCCUUCAACCAUCAUUAUUUGAUGAAAUGGUGAGGUCUCAAUUUCCAACUCUCCUGUUGUGCACAAGAUCCCCAGCUCAAUAAUUCAUCAGGGCUAUGGAAAGCAGCUGGACUGUCCGAGUCUCUCCUCAAUACAUAUCACAGUUCUUCCUCCUGUUCUUGUUCUUUCUCCUGUUCAAGACCAUAGUGUAUUUUAGCUGUAAGGGACCAUGGAGGAACUUCAGAGGCAAGCAGGCACCUUGAUCGAGGGCAAGCCCAGAAAGGUGAGGUUCAGGCUGGCCUCGUCGUAUAGCGGCCGGGUGCUUAAGCACGUGUAUGAAGAUGGACAGGAACUGGAUAGUCCAGAGGAGCAGUACCCACACAGCUUCAUUCACACCAAGAUGGAGAUGGGACAUCUGUGUGGCUUAGAAGACAUGCAGGAGCAGAGUUUGUACCCUCCGACAGGCCUGAUCGCCCAGAGGAUAAACGUCUAUCGAGGAGUGACAGGAUGCACCUCCCUGGCGUGUGGAGAUCUUCCAGAAGGGGAUCAUAAAGCACCAGUACUAGAUUUUGGAAAGAUUAUUAUCUACACCAGCAACCUGAAGAUUAUUCGAGCUCCUCACAGAAGGGGAGAAUCUGGAAGAAGUCCUCACCGCAGCCGGGACAGGAAAGAAAGUUCCCCAGGACGGGAGUCCCGGAGCAAAGGGAGACAUAGAACAGCAGGUUCCCAUGCAGAGGAACCAGAUGCAAUGACUGAACAAAAGCAGGAAGCAGGCUCCUGUGAACAGUGUGGAGGUUCGGGCUGUGCGCCGUGCUCUCUCUGUCACGGCAGCAAAUUGUCCAUGCUGGCCAAUCGCUUCAACGAGUCAAUCAGAGAGCUGCGCUGCCCAGCAUGCAACCCCCACGGCCAAGAGCGCUGCCAGUCCUGCACACACUAACACAUCUACUGCUGCCAAGCUCUUUCGGAUGGAGAUCAGACCCUUUGAGGUGUGAACGAAAGUGCAUUUUGAAUUAGUGCUUAAAUAUAACAGCUUAAGGGCGGAAUGUGAACUGUUGGAAAGUACUGCGUUGAAAGUUAAUAAAGAUUCACUAGACAAUGGUUAACGGUUGAUAUGAAAUCAGAAAGGAACUGGAAACUCAAAGAGAGCAAAGGAACAACAGAGGAAUGGAGAGAAAGUUUAUAUGUUACUGUUCUCUGAUGUUGGGUAAUGGUCACAUGACAUUUAGGUUAACACAAAUAUUUUUCUUCCUUUUUAAGUGUUGUAUUUUAAUUGUUGUUAUUUUAAAA
Messenger RNA from Carassius carassius (crucian carp), 1351 nucleotides. RefSeq names its product glutaredoxin domain-containing cysteine-rich protein 2. The coding region runs from base 294 to 1001 and encodes 235 amino acids. The record is from RefSeq and is a predicted model, not a curated record. Lineage: Eukaryota; Metazoa; Chordata; Actinopteri; Cypriniformes; Cyprinidae. Gene Ontology annotation, biological process: sensory perception of sound. The transcript is spliced from 3 exons.